Messenger RNA from Brassica napus (rape), 1919 nucleotides. Its product is annotated as UDP-xylose transporter 3-like. The transcript has 9 exons. The record is from RefSeq and is a predicted model, not a curated record. Bases 360 to 1427 code for a protein of 355 amino acids. Lineage: Eukaryota; Viridiplantae; Streptophyta; Magnoliopsida; Brassicales; Brassicaceae. Gene Ontology annotation, molecular function: antiporter activity; UDP-xylose transmembrane transporter activity. Gene Ontology annotation, cellular component: Golgi apparatus.
CACUAUUUUCCUCUGUAUGGUGGUGAGUGCAGACCAUCAUCGAAUCGCAAAAAUAGGAUUCUCUCGUUUAUACAAAAGAAUCUGAAUCUCUUCUCCUCCGUCGAAGUUUGAAUCACCUCUCCUUCUCCCGUGAGUUUUCUCUCUCUCCCUCCUUAAUAUCUUCUCCUUCUUUCCUUUUCGCGUCUCCUCAAUAUCCAUUCCAACUAAUUUUCUGAUCUCUCUCUCCCUCGCUCUCACAACGGCAGAUCUAGGUUGAGCUUCCCCCAGCUUCGAUUCUCUCGCAUUUCCGUAUGAGAUAGAUCGUGAUUGAAGCGAGAGAUUAAUAAUAAUAAAAAUAAGAAAAAAUUAGGAGAGCGAAGAUGAGCGAGGGCCAGAAGUUCCAGCUGGGAACAAUCGGCGCUUUGAGUUUAUCCGUCGUAUCGUCUGUGUCGAUCGUGAUCUGUAACAAGGCGCUUAUUAGCACCCUUGGCUUCACCUUCGCGACUACUUUGACUAGUUGGCAUCUUCUGGUCACGUUUUGUUCCCUUCAUGUGGCACUAUGGAUGAAGAUGUUUGAACACAAGCCUUUUGAUCCACGAGCUGUGAUGGGAUUUGGUAUAUUGAAUGGGAUCUCCAUAGGACUAUUGAACCUUAGCCUUGGCUUUAAUUCCGUUGGCUUUUACCAGAUGACGAAACUAGCAAUCAUCCCCUGUACUGUUCUCUUGGAGACACUCUUCUUCAGGAAAAUGUUCAGUCGAAAAAUUCAGUUUUCAUUAACCAUCCUUCUCCUUGGUGUUGGAAUUGCAACCGUCACAGAUCUUCAGCUUAAUAUGCUGGGUUCUGUCUUGUCGCUGCUGGCUGUUAUCACAACUUGUGUUGCUCAAAUUAUGACAAAUACCAUCCAGAAGAAGUUCAAAGUUUCAUCCACGCAACUUCUUUAUCAGUCUUGCCCUUAUCAAGCAAUUACACUUUUCGUCACUGGACCAUUUUUAGAUGGGCUCCUAACCAACCAGAAUGUGUUUGCUUUCAAGUACACUUCUCAAGUUGUGUUCUUCAUCGUCCUGUCCUGCCUCAUAUCAGUCUCUGUGAACUUCAGCACUUUUCUAGUGAUUGGAAAAACGUCUCCGGUCACAUAUCAGGUUCUUGGACAUCUUAAGACAUGCCUGGUUCUAGCAUUUGGCUAUGUGUUGUUGAAAGACCCAUUCAACUGGCGCAACAUUCUCGGUAUUAUGGUGGCGGUGAUUGGAAUGGUUGUGUAUUCCUAUUUCUGCUCGAUUGAGACUCAGCAGAAGGCAAGUGAAACAUCUUCAACUCAGUUGCCUCAGAUGAAAGAGAGCGAGAAGGAUCCGCUAAUAGCAGUUGAAAAUGGAAGCGGAGUGUUAUCAGACGGUGGUGGUGGUGUGCAAAAGACGGCGGCUCCUGUAUGGAACUCAAAUAAAGAAUUUUAAGCCUAAAAGCUGAACAUCGUUAUAUUUUUUUAUAUAUAUGUCAACUCUCUUUUGUAUCAGCUUCGUUCAGAGAGAUUUUUUUUUUUUUAAACUUGUUUAAUUCUCUCUUUUGUUUGUUUGUUCACUUUUACAAUCGCAUAGCAGAGAAUUAGGGGAGACUGAAAGAAAACAACAGCUUUCCACACCGUAUGGGAAAAAGGAAGAAAUCAGAGUGAGAGGGAAGACGCAACUUCGAUGAUCCAACUUUAUUCUACAGAGCACUUUUUUUGUCAUAUUUGGAACUAGUGGUACAACUGUAUACCAAGGUUAUGGCUAUUUAGAUACUUGUGUUUGAUUUUCAUGCUCCUUUACAUGGAUUAUAUACACCUCCUCACUUCUUGUUUUCUUUUAUCUCAUGUUUGAUGUUGUGGCUGUAUUCAUCAAUGCCGGAAACGUGUGUUUGAUUUCGGACUCCGUUACAUGGAUUAUAUACAGAGAAUCCCACUUCUUUUU